AUGUCCUCCGCGCCCCUCUACAUCGCCAUAACCCACGGCGACGGUACCUUCAAGCACUGGAGUCUCUUCAUUGACGAAGAAACACACAAAACCGUUCUCCAAGUGAAAGGCUCGAAUGGUCAAUUCCGAUACGAGCCCGAAACAAAAGAUGCACGACAAUAUCCAGACCUAAUUCAACUGGUGUAUAUCUGUAACGUGGACAUUACGAAAGUGGAUUCUAUUAAAAUGAUCGCUGGGGCGAGUUGA
Messenger RNA from Penicillium odoratum, 246 nucleotides. RefSeq lists its product as uncharacterized. The transcript has a single exon. Bases 1 to 246 code for a protein of 81 amino acids. The record is from RefSeq and is a predicted model, not a curated record. NCBI's taxonomy places the organism in Eukaryota, Fungi, Ascomycota, Eurotiomycetes, Eurotiales, Aspergillaceae.